Molecule: messenger RNA, 1675 nt
Organism: Trichoderma atroviride IMI 206040
Lineage: Eukaryota; Fungi; Ascomycota; Sordariomycetes; Hypocreales; Hypocreaceae
Biological process (GO): glycine catabolic process
Cellular component (GO): mitochondrion
Molecular function (GO): protein binding; aminomethyltransferase activity
Source: RefSeq, a predicted model, not a curated record
CUAUUUCCCUCAAUCUCCACUCUUGCUUUCCUUUCUUUCAUCUCUUCUUCUACUCAUAUUCAGUUUUCAGCGGCCAAUUGAUUCAUCAUGAAGAGCUUCACCAGACUUGCCCAGGCCACGCCCCGCGUCAAGACCUCACUCUCUGCUGGCCGACUUACGGCUGCUGGAAGCAUCCGAUGCGCCUCUAAUGCUUCCAGCGGAGAGGAGCUCAAGAAGACGCCUCUUUACGACUUCCACGUUGCCAAUGGCGCCAAGAUGGUGCCUUUUGCGGGAUACUCUAUGCCUGUGCAGUAUUCAUCCCUGUCUCUGGCGGACUCUCACCACUUUACACGGAACCACGCCUCCAUCUUCGAUGUCAGCCACAUGGUUCAGCACAUCUUCAAGGGCCCUGAUGCUGUGGCCUUUUUGGAGAAGGUUACUCCCUCGGCGUGGGGAAAUGUUGCCCCCAUGAGCGGCAAGCUGACUACUUUCCUGUGGCCUGGCACAGGAGGCAUUGUGGAUGACACGAUUGUGACCAGAAUCGGCGAGGAUGAGUUUUACGUGGUGACCAAUGGAGCAUGUCUCGAAAAGGACACCAAGUAUAUUGAUGAGCAGCUGGGCAAGUUUGGCGGCAACGUUCAGUGGACGAGGCUGGAUGGAUCAGGGCUGAUUGCCCUGCAGGGUCCUCAGGCUGCUGAAAUUCUGAGCGAGGUUCUUGCUACUGAUGUCAACCUGAAGGAGUUUUACUUUGGAAACACUGUCAAGGCGGAGCUCAAGCUUGCGGAUGGCAGCAAGACUCACCCUGUCCUGAUUAGCCGUGGUGGCUAUACCGGAGAGGACGGUUUCGAGAUUUCUUUCAACGGCAAGCUGUACCCUGCUUUGGAGAGCACUGUCAAGGCCGUUGAGUCUCUCAUGAAGACUGGUGGCCCUGAGCGUCUGCAGAUGGCUGGUCUGGGAGCCCGUGAUUCGCUUCGUCUCGAGGCGGGCAUGUGCCUUUACGGCCACGAUCUGGAUGACACUACUACCCCCGUUGAAGCUGGUCUCAGCUGGAUCAUCUCUCCGGAGCGCCGCAAGGCAGGCGGAUUCCAUGGCGCGGAAGUUAUUCUCCCUCAGCUUACACCAAAGUCCAAGGGCGGCUCUGGUGUUAACAGACGACGAGUUGGCUUUGUCGUCCAGGGAGCGCCUGCUCGAGAGGGCGCGGAGAUUCAGAAGGAUGGAGAGACUAUUGGUACGAUUACCAGUGGUGUGCCUUCCCCGACGCUCGGAAAGAAUAUUGCCAUGGGAUACAUCAAGGAUGGCCAGCACAAGUCUGGCACAGAGGUGGAUAUUGUUGUGCGAGGCCGUAAGAGGGCUGGUGUUGUGACCAAGAUGCCGUUUACUCCUGCCAAGUACUGGAAGGCUCCUGCUUAAGCUAGUGGUUUCUUUUGUUGUGUGUGGUUUCGUUUUGUUCUAUGGGUAUGGUGUAUUUUCGGAGCGGUUCAUUUCGGGCUGGAUUACUUAACGUUUGUGCAUUGGGAGAAGGGAUAUGGAAACUUCAACGUGUUUCAUGGUCGGAUCUAUAAAAAAGAAAGUAAAGACAUCAUUUUAGGGAGAGAAAAAAAAAUACCAGACACUGAACUUUUCAUAUCUGAUACUGGAUUUUUGUUAAAUCUGGUGGGUAAUAUUGUAAGAUUAUGAAGAACACAUUUCCUUUUUA